AUAGCUUAGGCUUGGACACUUGCCUAUAGAAGCCUUUCAAGUCAAGAGAUUUUAGUGAGAUAAAAAGCAAAAGAGAAAAGGGAGAGGGAUUGGAAGAAAAAGGGUUCUAAAAAUUAGUAACAACAAAACAAAGAGACAUGGGAAGACCACCAUGUUGUGACAAAGAAGGUGUUAAGAAAGGACCAUGGACACCUGAAGAAGAUAUCAUACUUGUUACUUAUAUACAAGAACAUGGUCCUGGAAAUUGGAGAGCUGUUCCUACUAAGACAGGGUUAUCAAGAUGCAGCAAGAGUUGUAGACUUAGAUGGACAAAUUACUUAAGGCCAGGAAUCAAAAGGGGUAAUUUCACCGAGGAAGAAGAGAAGAUGAUUAUCCAUCUUCAAGAUCUUCUAGGAAAUAGAUGGGCUGCAAUAGCAUCAUACCUUCCACAAAGAACAGAUAAUGACAUAAAAAAUUAUUGGAACACUCAUUUGAAAAAGAAGCUCAAAAAAUUGCAAACUGGAAAUAAUUCAGAAAGCAAUUUUGGAGAUGAUGAGUUCUCACCAACAGAAAGAAUUCCAAGAGGCCAAUGGGAAAGAAGGCUUCAAACAGAUAUUCAAAUGGCGAAAAAAGCACUUACAGAAGCACUUUCACCACAAAAAAUAGCUUCUACUAAUAGUAACUCAGUUUCUUCCACUAAAGAAUCAGCUCAAUCUUUUUGCUAUGCUUCAAGUGCUGAUAACAUUGCUAGGUUACUCAAAGGUUGGAUGAAAAAUCCGAUAAAGUCUUCGAAAAGUAGUACUUCGGCCGUGACGCAAAAUUCCUUCAACAACUUUGUUUCUGUAGGGAAUAAUGAUACUGCUUCUAGUAGUGGAACAAAGGGUGAAGUGUUGUCUGAGACAUUUGAGUCUUUGUUUGGUUUCGAGUCUUUGGAUUCGUCGAAUUCUGAAUUCUCUCAUCGGUCGUUGUCGACGGACGCCACUGUUUUACAAGAUGAAAGUAAGCCGGAGGUUGGUUCGGAAAUAAUGCCGUUUUCUUUGCUUGAGAAAUGGCUUCUUGAUGAAGCAAGUUGUCCGGAGAAAGUAGUAUUAGGUUGUGGCGACGAUGAUGCGCAAGUUUUCUAAAUUCGUUCAAGUUGCGAAAAAUAAAAUACAUGGUUUUACGUCGUUGCGAAUUGUUAUAUUAAGUAAAAUACAGACAAAUGCAGCCGGGAAUUUUGGCUGCGAUGUUGAUGUUUGGUUCAAAUUGUAAAUUAUAUGGUUUUAAAUUGAGGUUGCAGUUAAGACUACGCUGCAAACCUUUGUGUUAUAGUAAAAUACGAACAAUUGCGACUAAAAUUGUGGUUGCGAUGUGAUGUUUGCAAAGAGAUCUAAAAUAGUUAUGUGGAGCUAUUACACACUUAAUACCAUAAGGGAAAGCUUGCUUCA
Molecule: messenger RNA, 1406 nt
Organism: Lathyrus oleraceus (garden pea)
Lineage: Eukaryota; Viridiplantae; Streptophyta; Magnoliopsida; Fabales; Fabaceae
Product: myb-related protein 306
Exons: 3
Coding region: 138-1103 (321 amino acids)
Biological process (GO): response to auxin
Source: RefSeq, a predicted model, not a curated record